Molecule: messenger RNA, 2797 nt
Organism: Coturnix japonica (Japanese quail)
Lineage: Eukaryota; Metazoa; Chordata; Aves; Galliformes; Phasianidae
Gene: TMEM266
Product: transmembrane protein 266
Biological process (GO): monoatomic ion transport; transmembrane transport
Cellular component (GO): dendrite; plasma membrane
Molecular function (GO): monoatomic ion channel activity; voltage-gated channel activity
Source: RefSeq, a predicted model, not a curated record
CUUGGAGAAGAGGCGAUAGAGGAAAGGAGUGCUUGUGCUUUGCCAUCCCAAACAGAGCACCACCUCCUGUUUGUCUGGAAGUAGCAUUUGCUGCACGUCUACAAGUGCCUUGGAAGGGGGCUGGUCUAUCCUGGCAGUCCGUAAUUUGUUUAGUCUUCUUCUAUAGGAUUUUGAUGUGUUCUGAGGUGUAUUAGCUGAAAAAUCUGAGAAUGGAUUGACUACAUUUUACCUCAUUAGAAGUUUACAGUACGUUAAAUAAAGCCUUGGAAAUGGCUCUACAGUUGAUAAGCCUCACUUUGGAUGUCUAGAACUUCUGUGCAAAGCAGCUGGAAUUAGUUGAACACGAUAACCACUGCUGAUUCAUUUGCAUCCUCCAACAUGACCGGUCCUCAGCCUGCAAUAGAAGGCGGUGUUUCAGAAGUUGAGAUAAUUUCGCAGCAAGUUGAAGAAGAGACCAAAAGCAUUGCCCCCGUACAGCUUGUUAAUUUUGCUUAUCGAGAUCUACCCUUAGCUGCACUUGACCUGUCUGUGGCUGGAUCCCAGCUUUUAUCAAAUUUGGACGAGGAAUACCAAAGAGAAGGAUCUAACUGGCUAAAGCCGUGCUGUGGGAGACGAGCAGCUGUGUGGCAGGUAUUUUUGCUCAGUGCAAGUCUCAACAGUUUCCUGGUAGCCUGUGUAGUGUUGGUGGUGAUUCUUCUGACUCUGGAACUCCUAAUAGAUAUAAAGCUUCUCCAGUUUUCAAGUGCUUCUCAGUUUGCAGGAGUAAUUCACUGGAUCAGCCUAGUCAUCCUGUCUGUUUUCUUUUCAGAGGUACGUAUGACCAAAGCUUUUCACCACACACAGAACUGCAAGACUAUUUUGAGGAUUGUGGUUCUUGGCAUAUGGGAUUACAUUGAAAACAAAAUAGAGGUGUUUGAUGGUGCUGUCAUAAUCUUGUCCUUGGCGCCAAUGGUGGCCUCAACAGUAGCUAAUGGGCCCAACAGCCCCUGGGAUGCUAUCAGCCUUAUUAUCACACUACGAAUAUGGAGAGUGAAGAGGAUCAUUGAUGCGUAUGUCCUUCCAGUGAAAGUGGAGAUGGAGAUGAUGAUUCAGCAGUAUGAGAAAGCAAAGGUUAUUCAGGAUGAGCAGCUGGAAAGACUAACCCAGAUCUGCCAAGAACAAGGGUUUGAGAUCAGGCAGCUGAGGGCUCACCUUGCUCAGCAAGAUUUGGACCUGGCUGCAGAGAGAGAGGCUGCGCUGCAGGUCCCACAUGUGCUGAACAAACAGAGCAGCAACAGGUACAAGGUGGUUGCCACUGAAGACUCAGACGAUGAAGCCACUGAGACCAUCACCGAGCUGCAGACUCCACGAGAGGAUGACAUGAACAAUUACAUCAGCCGGUACUACAAUGAGCCCAGCAGUGACAGCGGUGUUCCUGAGGCCGCCAUCUGUGUGGUCACCACGGCCGCCAUCGACGUCCACCGGCCCAACAUCUCCUCCGAGCUCUUCACGGUGGAGGUGCCGAUGCGGCUGAGCAGCACCGGGACGUCCGCCAGCAUCACUUCGGGCAGCGCCUCCCGCUCCACCGUCAGCUCGGGCACACGGGCGUGCAGUGAGAGCAGCCAGACGCUGGGCUCCUCGCCGGACUGCAGCGCAGCCUGUGAGGAUGGGGCAGGCGCCAGCCCUCAUACCGAGCUGGUGCCCAGCCAGCAGCGGGUGGCACAAGCCAUGGUCCAGGAGCUGCUCUCUUCCCUGUCCGAAGAGGCGCGCCUGGCACAGAAGGGGCUGGACCCUGUCAACCUGAAGCUGCCCAGCCCAGCGGGCUCAGUGAGGGCCAGCCCUGACCUUGGCCACCGCCUCAGCGUCUACAACCGCAGGAAUCAGGAGAACCUCGAUGUCCUGCAGCUCAAGCCACUCAUUGACUCUCCUCAGGGCCCCCCAGUGACUGAUGACAAGUAUGGCGCCCUGGGACCCCCCGAGCCACGGCUGAGCAAGGUACCUGAGGCAUAAGGACAGCUGUGGCACACCCACUGUGCUUGGGUCAUCACCAGGCAGCACCGAAGGCCUCCUAUGGCACCUCCAGCAGUGGCCACCAGCCCAGGGCUGGACCAGCACCACCCAGCUGGUCCCCAACAGGCCUGCCCUGCUGCCAGCUCUGGGCCAGCUGGUACCUACCGUGUCCUCUGAGGCACAGGAGACCUUCCUCCUGUCCACAGCCAGCAGGAGUGGACUCAGUGCCCAGUGGCAGGGAGAAAAGACUACAGCUGUGUCCUGCCACCAGCCUGGGGUUAGCCCCAAGGUGCACAGACCUUCCACCAGCACCAAGCUACAGUGUCCAGGGACAGAGCUGCUGGCCAGCUUGCUCCCAGCGCCCAUGUCCUCUGCACAGCUGGGAGGGGAGUGAGGCUGGGAAUAAACACUGACAACCACCACUGCCUCCCUUGUUCCUGUCUUCCAUCCCUCUUCCCUUCCUUACCUUACCUGCCUUUAUUCCUUUUCCUACCAUUUUUUCCUCACUCUCCCCACCACCACCACCACUUGAUCUCCCAGCUCAUUGCCACCCACAAAAAGAAACUUAGAAAAAAAACCCCACAGUUACAUCCCCUCUUACCACUACAAUCCUUUAUUACUGUUAUUCUUUCUUACCACCUCUGUCUCCACCUCCACCCAUACCAAACACCGCCCAGCAUGAACAUACACCGACGCUGGUGCUUUGCCAUACUCCUGGGGGUGUGCUGUCGUUACUCUCCAGCCCAACUGCAGCCAUUGCAGUUGUUCACUUCUUCUUCAGGAGCUCCGUCAUCUCAGGCACCGCCUG